Molecule: messenger RNA, 1837 nt
Organism: Hemibagrus wyckioides
Lineage: Eukaryota; Metazoa; Chordata; Actinopteri; Siluriformes; Bagridae
Gene: lamp1a
Product: lysosomal associated membrane protein 1a
Exons: 9
Coding region: 461-1699 (412 amino acids)
Cellular component (GO): membrane
Source: RefSeq, a predicted model, not a curated record
GUAAACACGGCUCUGUUACCAUCGAGCGAUCCGGGCUGAAUGUAGAAGCUUGAACUGUGUGGAUAUUAUUCUGUGUGUAAUGUCAUGCUCGGUUUAAUUGUGUUUUUUGAACGUGUUAAAAAGUGUAAAGUUGCUCGACGGGGUGAAGCCACGUGACCGGGCGACUCGCCUGACUCACAUGACUGGAACAUUCCCGGUGUUGAUAUUGAGGCGCGUGAACGAGCAGGAACACUGCUGUCUGUAGAGAGCGAGAGAGAGCGCUUGUGUGUGCUUCUGCCUUCUCAAAAUAACAAACAAAUACAUAAAAGCUGAGGAGAAAUCUGACGGAUACGUUACAGGCGGCGGAGACUGCGUGUUUGUUUGGGUUUACCGGGAGCAGCGCGUGACUCUGGGAGGUGUUUUUAGUGCUGUGUUUGCUGGGAACUGGCAAAUUUCUGCGAGUAAACUAUUAACGGAAAACAUGAGCCAUAAACUACUGUCAGGCUUCGCCAUUGGCUUUCUUUUUGUUUUAGGCUGGAUGACUGCAGCUCAGGCCGUAACACUUGAAGUUGAGGAAGGAAACUCGACCUGUAUCAAAGCAGAAAUCUCAGCCAACUUCACCAUCACAUACCCCAUCAGCAAUGGGACGAAGACUGUGGUUGUCCCGCUCCCGGGAUCAGCAGUACUGGGAAAUGGCAGUUCCUGUGGAGGAGCAGGAGUUUCCCCGGACCUGGUGGCCUCCUUCGGUGAAGGUCACUCUCUGGGCCUGGUGUUCGCCAGCGACAACCUUAUAUAUCGCGUGGCCAACCUUACUCUGAGCUACAACCUCAGUGACACCAAGACCUUUCCUCAGUCCUCCAGCAAGGAGAUUAUGGUGUUGACUUCAAACACCUCUCAGAUCUCAGCAAAGCUCAACACCACCUACAAGUGUGUGAGCUCCAGCUCGGUCAACCUGGGAAGCUCUGUGACGGUCACGCUCUUCGACAUUCACUUGCAGGCCUACAUGCCCAGCUCCAACCUGAGUACUAAUGAGACUGUUUGUUCAGCUGAUCUUCCUUCCACCACUGCUGCACCUACUACCACCCCUGUCGCCCCAACCACCCCUGCCGUCCCGACCAAGCCUGAGCCCGGCAACUACAACGUUACAAACUCCAACGGCACGGUCUGUCUUCUGGCCAAAAUGGGGCUGCAGCUGAACGCAACAUUUUUAUCUCAGAAUAAAACGAUCGUAUCGAUAAGGAACGUUCAGCCCAACGUGAUGUCUUUCUCAGGGACAUGCGAAUCCACAACGGCUACUUUACAGCUGACUGGAGAUUUCACCAACCUCACCUUCACCUUCACGCUGAACUCCACCUCCAAAAUGUAUCAGCUCAGCGCCGUGAACAUGUCCGCUAAAUGGGAAGAUAUGACCGCUGUAUUCAUAGCCAGCAACAGCAGUCUUCAGUACCUGCAGGGAACUCUGGGUCGCUCUUACAUGUGUAGCGUUGAGGAAGUUCUUCCUGUGGUCAGCACUUUCUCCAUCAACACCUUCGACGUGCAGGUUCAGCCCUUCAACGUCAGCAACAACAAGUUUGGACCAGCCGACGUGUGUCGAAUGCAGAAGGACAACAUGCUGGUGCCCAUCAUUGUCGGCGCCUCCCUGGCCGGCCUCGUCCUCAUAGUCCUCAUUGCCUACUUGAUCGGCAGGAAGAGGAGUCACGCAGGCUACCAGACCAUCUAAAACACUACUGUCUGACUAGGACUAUACUGUGUGUGUGUGUGUUUGAAUACUGCUUGUUUCUGGGGUUGUUAAACUUUUACCUUUAUUCAUUCACUCCACUACUUUUGAAGUGUAUAUAUAUAUAUAUAUAUAUAUAUA